Molecule: messenger RNA, 4536 nt
Organism: Aspergillus japonicus CBS 114.51
Lineage: Eukaryota; Fungi; Ascomycota; Eurotiomycetes; Eurotiales; Aspergillaceae
Gene: cef1
Product: putative cell division control protein (Cdc5)
Exons: 11
Coding region: 141-4109 (1322 amino acids)
Biological process (GO): regulation of DNA-templated transcription; mRNA splicing, via spliceosome
Cellular component (GO): spliceosomal complex; Prp19 complex
Molecular function (GO): histone acetyltransferase activity
Source: RefSeq, a predicted model, not a curated record
CCCGUCGGCAUUACCCAGCGUGGACAUCAGUGUUCCACUUGUCAUUCACCCUGCGCAUCAUUUUGAGGCCAUUUCCAGAUUUCUUUUGUUAUUGUAUCUCCCUUGGCUCGCUCCUGUGAGCCGCCGGACUCUGAACAGCCAUGCCCGUCGUCAAAGGAGGUGUCUGGACCAACAUUGAAGAUGAGGUGCUUCGUGCGGCGGUGUCCAAGUAUGGUAUGAACCAGUGGGCUCGCGUAUCCUCUCUCUUAGCACGAAAGACACCCAAGCAAUGCAAGGCGCGGUGGGUGGAAUGGCUGGACCCUGGUAUCCGCAAGGUCGAAUGGUCUAGGGAGGAGGAUGAGAAGCUGCUGCAUCUGGCCAAGCUGAUGCCCACACAAUGGCGUACAAUUGCGCCCAUUGUAGGGCGAACGGCAACGCAAUGCUUGGAGCGCUAUCAGAAGCUGCUGGAUGAGGCUGAAGCUCGAGAGAACGAUGAGCUAGGCCUGGGAGGUCCUUCCGGUGCAGAGGCGGCUGCCCCCAGUGCGGAUGACGUCCGCCGACUACGGCCCGGUGAACUGGAUCCCGACCCGGAAUCGAAACCCGCUCGGCCCGAUACGAUCGACCUUGACGAAGAUGAGAAGGAGAUGCUGAGUGAAGCGCGUGCUCGUCUAGCAAACACACAGGGAAAGAAGGCCAAGCGGAAGGCCAGAGAACGACAACUGGAAGAGUCGCGACGAUUGGCGGUCCUUCAAAAACGACGUGAGCUCAAAAAUGCUGGCAUUAAUAUCAAGGUCGUUACUCGCAAGAAGGGCGAAAUGGACUACAACGCCGACAUUCCCUUUGAGAAGCCUGCGGCACCUGGCUUCUACGAUACCACAGAUGAACAAGGUCGAAACGAGAGGCAGCGGGAGAUGUUCGAUCCUCGCAAGCAACAACUAGCGAAUAAACGAAAGGGUGACCAGGACGAAGACGCGGAACGGAAGAAACGGAAGAACGACAAGAAUAGCAACUCCGCCGCAUUCGCAGCUGCCGCUCGCGCUGGCCAGAUGCAGAAGAUCAGGGAGGCUGAGCAGAGCAGCAAGCGGAGGGCGCUCGUGCUUCCGAGCCCCCAGGUCAGCGAGGGUGAGAUGGAAGACAUCAUCAAGAUGGGCAUGGCGGGUGAUAGGGCCAGUAAGAUGGCAGGCGAUGAGGAGGGAGCUCGAGGCCUACUCGGUAACUACAAUGCGAUUGUUGGUGGGACGCCUAUCAGGACACCCAGAGCACCCCCGCAGGAGGAUCACAUCGCAAACGAAAUUCGAAACAUCAAGGCUCUCACCGAAACUCAAUCGUCUCUGUUAGGUGGUGAGAAUACUCCCCUUCACGAAGGCGGGGCCACUACUGGAUUCGAUGGAAUUGCCCCUCGCCGCCAGGAAAUCGUUACCCCCAACCCUAUGGCUACCCCAUUCCGACAAGGCAACGGCGUCGGCGCUACACCUAUGCGCGGUGGCAUCGGACCCGGCGCUACUCCGCUGCGGACACCUCGAGAUCAUUUUGCGCUCAAUCAGGCAGAGGCCGGGCAGCUUAUUGGCAGUACCCCCCGCGAUAUCAAGAUGUACGAGAAGAAUGCACGUCAGACUAUUCGCGGCAAGCUCGCUGCGCUUCCCAAACCCAAAGAGACGGAGUGGGAGCUUGAAGAACUUCCCACAGAGUCCAAUGAGCCCUCGGUAGCCGCUGAGGAUACCGAAGAAGAUGCGGCUGAACGUGAUAGGAGAGAGAGAGAGGCGCGAGAACGUGCCGCCCAGGCCGAACUCAAACGUCAGACACAGGUAUAUCAGCGCGCCCUACCCCGACCAAGCGUUCUCGAUAUCGAUGCGAUGCUGGAACGGGUAUCACAUAUCACGGAUCCCAUCUCUGGAUUGAUUGCCAAGGAAGCCGCUCUCUUGAUCGCCCACGAUGCCCGCAAAUUCCCCGUUCCCGGCGCUAAAGUGGAGGGCAAGGCACGGAAACUGGAGCGACUUGACGACAGUUUGAUUGAGCAGGCCCGUGCAGCUGUCACGGCGGAAGCUUCGACAUCCGGAAAACUCGAGGAGUGGCAAGAGAACUUUGAUGAGCAGUGGUCAAACAAGCAUUCUGAUGUUCUACCUGGUCUUGCCAAUUAUACCGAUGAGGAGGAAGACUUCUUCCAACAAGAGCAGCGCAUGAUCAGCGCUUUCGAUAGCGAACAAGCCUCAUUGCUGGCCACAGCUGAGCGAGGCAACAAGCUGGAGAAGAAGCUUGCAUUACACUAUGGUGGCUAUCAGAACCGGGCGAAAACGCUUCGCACGAAGAUCGUCGAAGCCAGCGAUGCACUUCAAAGAUCGAAAGAUGAACUCGAUGCUUUCCGAACUCUCCAGAUCUCAGAGGAUUCGGCGAUCUCGCGAAGGCUGGAGAAGCUUCGUGAUGAUGUUGCUUUCGUCAUGAGGAGAGAGCGCGAAGCGCAGGACCUCUACAAGAGCAGGAAGGACGAGCUGGAUGAGCUGGUGACAGGCACUGGGGCUCGGAGGCGAACCAAAGCAACGUUACGUACCGAAGCAGGCAAGCUGGGGAUGAACCAAAAGCGGAUGGCAAAAAAUAAUCGUCCCUCGAGCACCAUGGGCGGCAGGGACGAAACCGGCACACCGGACCCCGUUGAGAAAGGGUUCGCCACCCUCAAUACCAUCCGGAUCGGUGUGAAAGCUAUGGUACAGAAAGAUGGAGAGUUACGAAAAGCGGAAAUCUUGUCUAUAAAGCAGCGAAAAGACGGUCCUUCCUUUUAUGUCCAUUAUGUUGAUUUCAACAAGCGUCUGGAUGAGUGGAUUGCCUCGUCGCGCAUCGAUCUGUCGCAUGAGGUUGAAUGGCCCCAGCCAGAGAAACCGGAGAAGAAGAAAGCCGGCCCCGGCAACAAAGCUCCGAGCAAGAACACGCAGAAACGCGCCCGAGCCGAGAGCCGCGACGUAUCAGCGACCCCGGAUCUCCUCACGGGGAAGAACGCCAACGUCGGCAAAGCCCAGCGUCCCUCGAAGGCAGGUGGGAAGGAGAACCGCGGCGAUGAGACGCCGGCCAACCUCUCCAUCGGCGGCGGCUCCGAGGCCGUCUCCGCGGACGGGACGCCCAAGCCGGAAUCCGACGACGUGGACAUGGUCGAUGUCAGUUUCUCCAAGGAUGUCAAGGAAGAGGAGAAAGCCCUGGGCCUCAUGUCCCGCGAGGAGGAGAUCGAACGGCUGCGGACCAGCGGCAGUAUGACGCAGAACCCGACGGAGAUCCACCGCGUGCGGAACUUGACGCGCCUGCAGAUGGGCAAGUACGACGUGGAGCCGUGGUAUUUCUCGCCCUACCCGGCUUCGUUUUCGGACGCGGACAUCGUGUACAUCGACGAGUUCUGCCUGGGGUACUUCGACAACAAGAGGUCGUUCGAGCGCCACCGCUCCAAGUGCACGCUGGUACACCCGCCCGGCAACGAGAUCUACCGGGACGACUACAUCUCCUUCUUCGAGGUCGACGGCCGCCGUCAGCGCACCUGGUGCCGCAACCUCUGUCUGCUCAGCAAGCUGUUCCUGGACCACAAGACGCUCUACUACGACGUCGACCCCUUUCUGUUCUACUGCAUGUGCAGCCGCGACGAGACCGGCUGCCACCUGGUCGGCUACUUCUCGAAGGAGAAGGAUUCCGCCGAGGGCUACAACCUGGCCUGUAUCCUGACCCUGCCCCAGUACCAGCGUCGCGGCUACGGUCGUCUCUUGAUCUCCUUCAGCUACGAGCUGAGCAAGCGAGAGGGCAAGCUGGGCUCGCCCGAGAAACCCCUCAGUGAUCUGGGUCUGCUGGGCUACCGACAAUACUGGCGAGAGACGCUCGUGGAGAUCCUCAUGGAGUCCGGACGGGAGAACAUCAGCGAACACGACCUUUCCUUACAGACCUCCAUGACCGAGAAAGAUGUCCAUGAAACCCUGGUCGUGUUCAACAUGCUUAGAUAUCAUAAAAGCAACUGGGUCAUAGUCCUCACCGACCAAGUGGUCGAAGAGCACAAGAAGCGUCUUGAAAAGGAGAAGCUCAAGGGGGCUCGUAAGAUCGACCCCGCCCGCCUGCAAUGGAAGCCGCCGGUCUUCACUGCUUCAUCGCGCACGUGGAACUGGUAAGGUGGACGUGGUGCGGUGACCUUGCUAUAAGGUUGCCUGCGUCAAUGAUCUAAGCAAGACCUCCUAGCUCGCAAGUUAAGCGAGGAUUGAUACCCCCUUCCCCCACUCUUCCUCCUUCCUUCAAUUCUGGAUUUAUUCCCCAGGAGUUCGGUGCUGCCUUCAAAGAUAUUUGGCCUUUGUUUCUGUCCGGGGUGUUUUGGUGAUCUCAUGGUGUUGAGGAGGACACCGAGGAGUUUUUUUUCUUUCUUCUUCCCUCUCUCUUUUGUUCAGCCUUUUCUUUUCCUGGACGGUGUAAAUUAUGAUCUUAUAUUCUCUGGAGCAAGGAACAGAUGAUGUUUCGCUGAAUGCUCCAAAGCGUUCAAUCAGUUAGGAAGUAGCAGUGGCUCAUCCACACUGCCUAGAUUUAAACAAUCACAUAUACGAAGAG